CUGAUCUCCGCACUGAAGCCCAGCAUGAGCGUGCCGGUGCCGGCGGGUCUCCCGGAGCUGCUGCGGGGUUUCACGCUGGAGGUGCUGCGGCGGCAGCCCGCGGACCUGCUGGAGUUCAGCGUACGGUAUUUCACCGGCCUGCGGGACACACGGAGCUCCACCCGGUCCGCUAGCAGCCGCUCUCCGGUGACCCGCGGGGAGGCCUUCGACCGGGACUCCGCACACACCGACUCCAGCGUCGAGGAGGAGGAGAAACCGGAGGAAGAAGAGGAGGAGGAGGAGAAACCGGAGGAGGAGGAUGAAGAGGAGGACGACUUCCCUGAUGAUUUCACUUUUAAAGCUCCUCCUCCCAGUAAGUGCAACAGGCGGGUGUCAGUGUGUGCGGAACCCUAUAACCCUGAUGAGGAUGAUGAUGAUGGUGAUGAAGGCUCGCAGCUGACCGUGCUGCACCAGAAGACGGAUGAGCAGCGGCAGCGGCUGCAGGACGCCUGCAAACACAUCCUGCUGUUCAAGACCCUGGAGGAGGAUCAGCUGGCGGAGGUGUUAGACAGCAUGUUUGAGGUGUUGGUCAAACCUGGCGAGUGCAUCAUCAAUCAGGGUGACGACGGGGAUAAUUUCUACGUCAUCGAGAGGGGUGUGUAUGAGAUCGUGAUCCAGCAGGAUGGGCUCCAGCACUCAGUCGGCCGCUAUGAUCAUAAAGGCAGUUUUGGAGAGCUAGCGCUGAUGUACAACACGCCGCGCGCCGCCACCAUCAGGGCGCUCCAGGAGGGGGCACUGUGGGCACUGGACAGAGCCACGUUCCACAGACUCAUCGUGAAGAAUAAUGCUAAGAAGAGGAGGAUGUACGAGAGCUUCAUUGAGUGUGUGCCGCUGCUGAAGUCUCUGCAGCUGUCGGAGCGUAUGAAGAUCGUGGAUGUUCUGGGCAUGAGGAGCUUCAGUGACGGCGAGCGCAUCAUUCAGCAGGGGGAUUCUGCUGACUGCUUCUACAUCGUGGAGUCUGGAGAGGUGCGGAUCAUGAUCAGGAGUAAGACCCGUGCUUGUCAGCUCCUGCAGGAGGAGGUGGAGGUGGCUCGCUGCUCCAGAGGACAGUAUUUUGGAGAGCUGGCGCUGGUCACCAAGAGGCCCAGAGCUGCAUCUGUGUAUGCUGUUGGAGACACCAGGUGUUUGGUGAUAGACGUGCAGGCCUUCGAGCGUCUGCUGGGCUCCUGUAAGCAGAUCCUCAAGAGGAACAUCACACACUACGAGCAGCAGCUGGUGGCGGUGUUCGGAUCCAGCGUCGACCUCAAACACUGACACACACACACACACACACACACACCUCAAAAAUAUAUAUAAAGUGUGUGUGUUAACGGCAAAACUAUCGGUCCUCCUGUUUUCCUCCAGAUACUCCCAGAGUGCCGUUGGGCAGGGGGGAGAUGUGGUCAGUGUAUUUGCAGCUCUUCUUCAUUAAGGUCUGAGUGAAGCUUCAGUUCAGUUCAGUUCAGUUCAGCAGUGUUACAGCAGCUCAGUGAACUGACCCCACAGCACCCUCCACUCCAACAUCAGCCCGGCCAAACACAUCACUGACCAGACACACACACGCAACACCAUGACAUGUGCUGUUCAACUGCCUAUGAGCACGCACGCACGCACACACACACACACACACAGCUGAACUCAAGAGUGUAUUUAUGUGCAGCUCAGCAUGAGAAUGUUUGAUGAAUCUGUCUGACACACACACACACACGCGCGUGCGCGCACACACACACACACACGCGCGCGCGCACGCACACACGCACGCACACACACACACACACAGCAGGAUGUGUAACAGGUUUAGAAGUGUGCACUGUAGAGUGUGCUGUAAAUGCUGCUCUAGUAUCUUCUGCACACACACACACACACAUACACAUACACAGAUAGAUUCUCCCCCUGCUGAUGUUGUGUGUGUGUGUGUGUGUGUGUGUGUGUGUGUGUGGUCAAUAAAGUCUGGAAUAAGGACA
This is a messenger RNA of Danio rerio (zebrafish), 1982 nucleotides long. RefSeq names its product protein kinase, cAMP-dependent, regulatory, type II, alpha, B (gene prkar2ab). Gene Ontology annotation, cellular component: cytoplasm; cAMP-dependent protein kinase complex; plasma membrane. Gene Ontology annotation, molecular function: cAMP-dependent protein kinase regulator activity. The record is from RefSeq and is marked provisional. Lineage: Eukaryota; Metazoa; Chordata; Actinopteri; Cypriniformes; Danionidae.